This is a messenger RNA of Dalotia coriaria, 2117 nucleotides long. RefSeq lists its product as uncharacterized. The record is from RefSeq and is a predicted model, not a curated record. Lineage: Eukaryota; Metazoa; Arthropoda; Insecta; Coleoptera; Staphylinidae. The transcript is spliced from 6 exons. The coding region runs from base 686 to 1408 and encodes 240 amino acids.
ACGCUGGCGGUGUGCGCGUGUCUCGCUCGCCGGCUGACAUUUUCAGUUUUUAAUUUGUUUAUUACCGUGACCAAUCUAUCCGACUGCGCGCUAAUCAAUAGUUUAAUUAGGUGAGUGAAAAAUCGUGCUUAAACCAUCGCGCAACUGAAGCGAACGCAAACAGCACAACAACGUGGAUUUUGGAUGUUCAUGUUUACGCUUGCAUUCAAUUGUGGUAGUAGUAAUUUCAGUGCAUGUGGUCGAUCGGAGUGAACCCUCGACUGAUAAGAGUGCGGACGCUCUAACAGCAGUGACAGUUACUUUUACAACGUACGGUUAAAAAUAUAUCUCGAUAAGUGUCUUAACAAAUCAAGUGCACGACUUGUUGGAACAUUUCUUGGGACGUUUACCGUUUCCAAUAUAAACACUACACAUUUCCAAGCGUCGCACGUUGGAAAUAAUGCAAAUAUAAAUGUUAUCCAGCAAGAGGAAGCCGUUUGUUAAAUAUAAGAAAAAAAAUUAACAUUGAGCGACACGUGGAGCGACCAUAAAACACUAAAUAAAACACUCACUUCAAGUCUAGGUUGACUUAAGUCAUUUUAGUACGGAUUUGACUUAAUUUGAAUUUUGAAGUGUGCUGUGUACUGGAUGUUAAGUGUAUAUGUUCGGUGCUUGAUUAAAAAAAAAAUAAGGAAAAUACGGAAACAUGUUGAACUGCACAAACUUGGAAUGCAUUUUACAUCACCAUCACUACUACGCGCAGCUCCACCACCUGGCGCACGGAACUCACGUCGAAGAUGCGUCAUCGGAAGGAGAAGAAUUCAACGAUGAUCCGAUUCAAGGAUUGCUCAAUGAUACAGAUUCAGAGCUCUCUAAUUUGUCGCACGUUGAUGCGCCAAAUGAGAGCCUGUAUAUGAUCGGUGGAGUUCUGAUUGCUAUGUUUCUGGUUGGUGUGAUCAUAAUCCUAUUGGCCGUAACGAUCAGCAAGCUGCGGAAGCGUGAGGAGCACAGCAACAGCGUGCAUCCAACGGACGUUGUUCUGCAUCAGACGACAACGCCGCCUCCGCAGCCGCAACAACCUCCACAAGCCACUCAACAGACAACGAUACAAAAUAAUCUUCUUAGUGUAGUCGCCAACGGCCAUUCCGCCGACCAGCCGCCAGCAAGCAAUCAGAACAACGGCGAUUCGGUCGCCUUCCGAGCGCCGUACGCCCUUUGGCAGUACCCACCUCAACCGCAGCCUCUGUACAACAAUACACAGGACGUGAACGUACAGAACCUGUCAUCUGAGCGCCCAGGCCUUGUGCGCGGCUUCCGAAAAAACCUUGGAGGCCGCUGGCGUCGCCUGGUGAAGAAGAAGCCCGAAACUGAGGCAUACACGAUACCCGCCGAGCUGCGACCGCAGCUCAAGCAGAUCUACGUCUAUUAAGACUGUGUCUGCUAUCCUGGGAUUAUACAUACAUGCAACAGCUUCCGGCGUUCAAGAUUCCAGAACAUCCGGAAGACGGCGUGCGACGCCAUGUUGUUUGUUUGUUGAUUCAGCGCGUGCACCGGCUGCACGCCUCGUUUUACCUUCCUUAAUGAGACUGAUUAUUAUCAAAAAAUGGAUUACAUUUGAAAUUGUACAUGCGACUAGGCCUAGUUUUUAAUUAACAUGCCGCUGACAGGAUACCCAUGAGGGUAUUCUUUGUCUGCGGAGUAUUAUGCAACAAGUAUAGUUUGUACAUAGUUUAAACCAAACUUAGUGAGCUUACGUUGUACAGUGCGAUGAUGAUUUCGAGAGUUAAAGCUACUUGACGGGCAAUUUUCGCACACAACUUUUUAGAAAACAACUAAAUACGAAUGAUAAUGUGAUGAGUUGUUUUAUUUUAAGUUAACUUAAUAUUUAACGAAUGGACGAAAGGGUGACGCUUGAUUUGUAAAGAAAUGUUUCUUUUCAUUGGAGAAUCAAGCAUAGCGAUAAACUACAGAAGUUGAAUGGGUCUGAAUGAUGCAUGUAGCAUAAAUUAAAUUAAUUUUCAACAUGUUUUGGAUGACUGCAAACACCUUGAAGAGAUGCGACAAGAGUUACAGAUAUUUUUGUAAUGAAAUGAUUUGAGAAAAUGAGAAAUGAUUAUUAAAGAAAAAGAUUACAUUAA